Messenger RNA from Leptomonas pyrrhocoris, 7107 nucleotides. RefSeq names its product putative ubiquitin ligase. The record is from RefSeq and is a predicted model, not a curated record. NCBI's taxonomy places the organism in Eukaryota, Euglenozoa, Kinetoplastea, Trypanosomatida, Trypanosomatidae. The transcript has a single exon. Gene Ontology annotation, cellular component: ubiquitin ligase complex; cytoplasm. Bases 1 to 7107 code for a protein of 2368 amino acids. Gene Ontology annotation, molecular function: ubiquitin protein ligase activity; zinc ion binding. Gene Ontology annotation, biological process: protein ubiquitination; ubiquitin-dependent protein catabolic process via the N-end rule pathway.
AUGCUUGGAGUUUUGUUCAAGGUUUUUCUGACACUUACCGGCCUCGUUGUUGUUUUCCUCUCCCCUUUCUCCGCCCUCUCAGCACUCCUCAUCUUCAAUUAUCUCCGUUCGCUUGUGCACCCCUACGCCAACUCCACCGCCACCCACGACACCCGUCACCAACGUGCAGCAGGCGCCAUUGCUGAUGGUCCUGCGCAGAGCGCUGCUCUAUCGUGGUCUGAACUGUUAACGUUGGUCUCCGGCACCGUGCUGGUCCUUGUCCUCGCCUCCCUCGUCCCGCGCCACCUCGUUUACCUUGCCAAGAGCUGCAGGCUUUCCCUCGCCGUGAAGCGCUUUCUCGCCCGCUGCAUGGGCUACGAUCCGGCCCGGCCGGCGACCUGGAGCAUCGCCCAGCUCCGCCUCUACGCCGCAGAGCACAACAUCAGCAUCCCGAGCGGGUGUGAGAAGUCAGAGCUGGUGGCCCUCGUCGAUGAGUGUCUGACCAACGCCCUCCUCGCGGAGCACAUCCGCAAGGAAAAUGUGCUGGACGACGCCGUCCUCCCUGACAUCCUUGCCGCCACGACGGACACGAUCUUACGUCACCGCGCCUACCCGGGCUACGCCAGGACCCUCCGUCAGCAUCCAAAGAAGCUGCAGGAGAUCAUCGAGGCCGGGCUGCACCAGCUCGAGUCGCUCACCUUCGUCGCGCAGCUCUGCGGUGCGCAGCUGCUCAGUCCGCUGAGUGCGUGGCUGGACCAGGUCGCACAUGCCGAAGAUGGAGGGGCAUCGUUUCAAGCGGCCCUGACGCCGGCGGAGGGCGCGGCGGCCGUCUCUGCCGUCUGCGGCCGCCUCUGCGGGGACGGCGACAUGGUCGUGCGCUGCCUCGACUGCGGUGCCGACCCGACGUGUGUGAUGUGCAUGGAUUGCUUCCGCCACUCCCCAUGCGUGAACCACCGCUACCGCAUCACCCAGGGCUCGGGCGGUGGGAUGUGUGACUGCGGUGACCCGACGGCGUGGAAGCCGGAGUCCUUCUGCAGCAAGCACCGCCCUGUCGCCGCCGCCGGACUAGACAACGGCGGAGGGGCGACAAGCGCGCCAAGUCCAGUGGACACGCUCGCUGAGGAGGACAGAGAAUGGGUCGUUGUUCUGCUGCGCGGCACCGUGCAGUACAUCGCUCUCGCGCUCCUGCAGAACCUGCGCAUUUGUGCAGCGCAGAAGCGGGCGAAGACAAAGGCGAAAAGCGCUUCACUGGCACCACAGGGUGGUGGCCUUGCCUCGACUGCAUCGGAGGACCCCGAGGCGGCGUUGAUGGCGGAUGUCGCGCUGAUCGCAGACGCGUACGACUGGCUCGCUGGCUGGCUGACGCCUGUGACGAACCGGCUGUCGGAGCUCGUGUCGACCACCGAAGUGGCGAAGCAGAUUGUUGCACAGCUGUGGACGGAGCCGCUCUGCCUGUGUGCUGCUCUUGACGGCAACGGAGACGACGACGACGACGAAGAAAAGGUCCCGGACAGGCAGCACGAGAAGAACUCGCCGAGUGGCGUCCGUGUCGCUGCACGUGCGGCUGCCUCGGCGAAGCAGAACGACGCCAUCCUCGCUGCGUUGCCGGACACCUUCAGCUGUCUGCACCCUGUCUUCUUGUUUGAGACUCUUCGCCCUGUUACGGCGCACGAAAGGCCCCUCAGGGACGCCCCGCCGGAUCUGUGGAGCCCCGUUCUCGCCAAGUGUGUCUCCCACUGUCUGAGUGUGUCGAAGCUUCGCAUGCCCGUCGGCGCCCUCAUGGCCACCUACGCAGAAUGCAUGAACGCACACGAGGUGGCAGAUGACGGCCACUACCCUCUGCGCGAGUGUCAGGUGCAAGUGCUGACCAAUCCCGAUGUUCUCAUGCACCUCAUGACGCCUGCGCACAUGCCUUACCGCAACGCCACGAACACCGUCGUGCACCGCGUGCUCAGCUCCAUCCUCUACUCGUUGAGCGUGUGCCUCGAUCAGGGCCCACGCAAUGCCAUCCUGCGCACCUCCUCCGUGGCCACCGACGGACUUAUCUUCAUUGAGCACCAAAACGGGAAUAUAUCCUAUGGCGGCGUCAGCGUGAUGGGUUACUCCCUGUACUCGCUGCCCGCCGCGUGCUACACCCUCGUCCUCAACCGACUGGCCUGGCGCGCCUUCCUGCAAAUACACGGUACCCUGGCGAUUAGCGGGUACAUCAACGCAGACCCCGAUGCCCCGACCGACUCCUCGCGCUUCCCCGCGCCGGACUUUUAUGGGCGUACUCUAUCGCGACACAUGUGGCUGUGGUUCAACGCCAUGCGGGGGAUCCUCACGGCGUUGAUGCGGUUGCCCGCCGACGACAGCAACAAAGGCACGGGCUCAACGGCCUCGAUGCCGGGUAUCGCACCCGCCGACUUCACCGCCGCUCUUCAGGUCCCACACGCGAUGUGGCAGCGGUGGACCGAGGCAACGCGCUUCGAUGCCCCACCAGACACUUCCCGGCGGCGGCGCGUCUUUCUCCAAAUGCUGGGGAGCUGCAAGGUUGAAAACGGACGGGAGGAGGCCCUGCUGAUUAUCCAAAACGGCGGGCUGGCAGCGGCGCAGAUGGCAGCGAUUCAGCAGCACGUGGCAGAGGCGGCGGCGGCAUCGAGGGACGGCAGGGCGCGAGUCCACGACGCGGCGGCCGGCACCACCACGGCCAUGAGCGCGCCUCUCGCCGCUGCCGUCGGCUACGCGGUUCAAGUGCUGUACGAGAUCAGUCGCACGAUGGACGCCGUCUUUCAGAAGCAGCGGGACGGGUUCUGCCAGCGGUGUCACACCAUCGCGCUGGAGCGUGAUGGUCGCCCAGGCACGGCGGUGAUGCUGCCGGAGGCAGAGUCUGCGGCUGCGAAGGAGGAGGGCAACGUGCAACGAGGGGAUGGACGUCCUACACCGUCGGCAGCAGUGACAGCGACGACUUUGUCAGCUGAGAAGGGGCGCAACGAAGAAGAGGAAGGGGAAGGAGAGUCGUCUCCCUCGCUGCCCUCCUCACCUGCGCUGCCGCCUUCGCAAAGCCCGAUAGACGUUUUUGAGUACAACUUACUGCAGCCGGCCCUGCACGCCACCACCUUCUCCAAUCACCUGCCACGCAUGUUCGGCGCGGUCCUCACGGCGUGGGUCAUUGAGCAGCAGCGGCAGCGACACGCGCCGGCCGCCGCAGCCACGACGCGACUCUCCGGCCUUUGCGACGAUGCCGUGCAGACAACGUCGCCGGCGUCGUCAUCAUCAACGCAUCUUGCGCGUCCCCUCCACACACUUCUCGACUGCUUCUUCAAGCUGCGUGCGACGGCCAUGCCGCACCUCGUGCAAGACCGUCUUACGACUCUCCAGCAGCUCUUAGACGCGCUGGUGAUGCCGCAGGUGCUGAUGGGGCAAGUCUUUGACGGCUUGUGGCGACGGGACAGCUACGGGGUAUCGGCGGCUGCGGGCAUGUACAUUGGGUACUGUCGCAGCGUCGUGGCGGAGUUCGAUGUGCUGAUGUUGCAGGUCCUCACCAUGGAACUGGCGCCGGCGGACAUGGCCAUUCAAAUUCUGCGUCGCUUCUCGUACGCGAAACAGAGCGCGAGCGCCAAGGCGAAGGUGGACGCAGCCCUCGCCGCGGCCGUGAAGAAAAGGGGCGCCGGCGCAGCGAGCCGGACGCGUCAUCUUGCCUUCCGCCGAUACCUGAAAGGCUACCGGCACUACCUGCGGCUUAUGUUGACGCUCGUGGUGGACACGACGAAGGCCUCCUUCCACCCUCCGCUGUCGUCGCACUGCAUUGAGCGCACGGUGGCGCACUUUCUCGCCCAGAAGAAGGUCUCGCACUCGGCGAUUCUGAAGGUCGUGAGCGACUACGUCCGCGGAGGCGACUUCGGCAUCGCCGAGGAGGACGAGAAAGACACGAACGGCAAAGUCAUUCGCUUCACGCAGGUCAUCGACGCGGCGGUCAAAAAGCUCGCCGUCGCGCAGGACUCCAGCCGCGGCAAGCAGUUCCGCCUCCGCGAUGUGCCGACGUGGAAGGCGCACGUCAACCUGUAUCAAAGCUCCAUCUUUGACUCGCAGCUGGAGGAAAUCCACAGCAACUACCGAAGCAUCGCCCUCGUCGACGAAGGGGCAACGCAGCCGCCAUUUGGCGAGGGGGAAGACGGCAGCAACGCCAGCAGCAGCGCCGACCGUCACGCCCUCCCCCCUACGCAGCUCUUCGACGAUGCCAUGUACGCAGAGCUGCUGCCCACCACACGCUCCUUGCUGCACACCGAUGCGCUGCUCCUGCCGGCGCUGUACGUGCUGCACGAGUACACCAACGCGCACGCGCCACCGGCAACAACAGCAACAGGGCCAAGUUUUCCUCUUGCGUGUACAGAGGAGGUGAGCACGCAGAGUCCACGCAACGACGCGUCCGCCCACCAAAGUCUGUCGUCUGGAGGGGGUACGGUGGUAGACAGCUACAGCAGCAGCAGUGACAGCGAAGACGAUGACGACAACGAUGAUGACGAGGACACCAACUUCAUUAGCCGCGAGGCCCUCUUGCACGCCGUCACCGCCCUCUAUCUGUGUGUGCAGGACUGCCGGUCCAUCACGCGGGCCAUGCAGGCCGUCGAGCGGGCCAACGACAACGACGACGACACGACCACCCCCGGAGCGGCGCACUCCUCGAAUGCGCGUGGUGGUGACAGAGGGGAUGCCAUCUCUUGGGAUCUCGUGGAGCUCUACCUCCGGCGCUAUCGUGUGAAUGAGCUGAGCUUUACGCCCUCCUCGUCCGCACAGGUGCUGCCGCUGCCAGAGCUGACCGGCCCCAGCACCCUCCUGCAUAAGCUGCAGACCCACGUGACGCUGCACUGCUUGGCCUCCGCAACGUCUAACGCCACCACCGUCCGCGUCACCUCUGCUGAGAUGCUGCAUCGACUGCGUACGCACCUGAACGCGGACAAGGGUGCCGACAUCUACAGCUGCCUGGAGAUGGUAGAAGAGGUGCUGGUGCUGACCGGGAUGGCCACCUUCGACGCGGCGGCGGCCUCUGCCGAGCAGCGGUUGAAGGAGGAAGCGGCGCGGAGCCGCAAGAAGCUGAUUCAGGAGCGGCAGGCAAAGCUGAUGCAGCGCAUGCGCAGCCGCGUUCUCAAGACCACGGUAGACAAAGGCGCCUCUUCCACCUCUGCAGCCGGCACCACAGCGAACACUUCGGAGAAGUCUAGGCAUGCAGUUGGCAGCCCCAGCUCCUCUUCUGCCAAGGUAGGCGCUGCGGCUAACAACGUCAGCGGCUCGCUCCUCACCAAGGUGCUGCUGGAGCUGGCCACGCUGGACUGCUGCGUAUGCCACGCCGCCACGGAGGAACCGCUCUUCCUGCUCUGCCACACGAGCACCUCCUCCGUCCUCCCGCAGCUGGGGGCGCUGACGCUGCCAGACGACCGUGGCGUGCACAACCACCUCUGCACCUGCGGCCACGCCGCGCACAAGACCUGCGUCGAGAAGCUUUUCGUCCGCCUCUCCGUGUUGUGGCAGCGGUGGAACUUCCGCAGUCAGCUCUACCUUGGACCGACGGAGUUCAACUGCCCGCUGUGCAACAUGAUUGUCUCGACGCUCGCGCCAGUCCCGUCGCUGUCCCUCGGUGCGAUGGCGCCCGCGUCCCCUGGUGUGCCGAGCGGCGCGACGUCCCUCUUUGAGGAGCUCCAGUCCGGCACCGUGCACCCCAAGAAGAGCGGCAGCGGUGCUGGCAAGGAUCGGACGGAGGACGUGGUGGUGGAGUUCCAGACGAACCUGGCGAAUAGCGCGGUGGGCUUCAGCCCGUCGGAGGACAUCCCUCCCCUCGUGACCACCGAAGACGCGCUGCAGAAGGGCAACGAAGCGGCGUGGAUUCUGUCCGAGACGAUGCGGACUUUCUUUUACUCGAGUCAUCUCCUGCUCGAGGGCGUCAAGGCUGGCCAGUCCAUCGGCCACCGCCAUUUGAUCAGCCUCCUGUCCCUCCUGGUGAGUCUCAUGCCAGCGAAGCUGCAGGCGGCGCAGGCAGCGUUGCGCGAGAACUUCAAAAGGACCGCGAAGGACGAGGACUGUCUUUUGCUGCUGGACGCGCUCUUGAAGCCGCGUGAGGCGUCCCAUCUCAUUUGCGCCCACGUCGAGGCACAGGUCUUCCCUGGCAUGCCACACGACUACCUGGAGCGGCUGCUCGCAUGUGCGGAGCGUGCGACGACCACCACCGAUGCCGCAGCGGAAGUCGAAGCAGAAGACGAAGAAGAGCAAGCAGCAGUUCCCGCUUCGGCGUUUCAAAGGUCUGCAGAGGCGCUGGAAGCCGACUUCCCCGGCGUCACGAUUGCCGUGUGGAAGGCGAUGGGUGUCUUGACCCUCCUCAAGGCCCUCCUCGUCGAGGACGCCAGUCACGCCAUCAUCCUCAGCAGCGCAAGCUUCACAGUGGCGGGCACGGUGACCUUCACGACGCUGCACAGCGCCCGCCUCCGCACCCCCGCGGCGCGCUGCACGGCGAUUGUGCGUAUGAUGCAGUAUGUACUUCCGGUGCCGCACAAGAGCUCGAGCGAGCAGCUGGCGGUGGUAGCGCAGGACCUGCUGAGAUGGGUUGGCGGCGACACGGCCACCACGCAGCCGGCCGCGGUGGCCAGGCUGCCCCACCCGGGCGCGUUGCCGUACACCGGCGCCGACGCGUACGUGGCGCAAAUCGCCGAGACGCUGCUGCACCUGCCGCGGGUCUACGCCACCCUCCUGACCGCCUUUGCUGAGCACAAACGCUGCGCUGUGUGUCAGCGCGAGGCGGCCAAUCCGGUUCUGUGCUGUCGCUGCGGGCAGCACAUGUGUAUGCAUCGGCAGCGUUCGGGGUCGCCGCCGGAGCUGUACCAGCACGUCCGCGCGUGCGGUGGGGCGGUGGGCGUCUUUCUCGCGGUGCGGCUAGGGACGUUCUACGUGAUGGAGCUGACAUGUGGCCGGCUGUACGCGGUGCAGACGAACUACACGGAUGAGUACGGCGAGCGGGAUCGAAACCUGAACCGCGGCGUCCCGCUCUUCCGCGACCGCGAGGAGACGCAGAAGCUGAUUGAACUGUGGAUGCAGAACAAGUGGGGUGCGGUCUCGAUCGUCUUCGCGAACUCAAACCGGCUGGACCUAACGGAACUAUAG